This is a messenger RNA of Pseudozyma hubeiensis SY62, 825 nucleotides long. RefSeq lists its product as hypothetical. Gene Ontology annotation, molecular function: electron transfer activity. Lineage: Eukaryota; Fungi; Basidiomycota; Ustilaginomycetes; Ustilaginales; Ustilaginaceae. Gene Ontology annotation, cellular component: cytosol. The coding region runs from base 1 to 825 and encodes 274 amino acids. The record is from RefSeq and is a predicted model, not a curated record. The transcript is spliced from 3 exons.
AUGCGCGCAUCUCUAGUCAACCAGCUCAGGGUGCUCGUACCCGUCAAGAGGACCAUCGACUAUGCCGUCAAGAUUCGUGUCGCAUCCGACGGCAAGGGUGUCGAUCAAAAUGUCAAGUUCAGCAUGAACCCGUUCGAUGAAAUCGCAGUAGAGGAGGCUGUUCGCCUGCGUGAAAAGUACAAGGACGCCAUCACCAAGAUCACGGUUGUAUCCGUGGGACCACCCAAGACCGCCGAUGUGCUCCGAACUGCUCUCGCUAUGGGCGCCGACGACGCCAUCCACGUUGAAGUGCCCGACAAAGCCGUCGCCAACCCUCUGGAGCCACUGGGCGUAUCCAAGAUUCUCAACGAGAUCGUCAAGAGGGCAGGCGAGGAGGAGGAAGUCGGGCUGAUCAUCAUGGGCAAACAGGCCAUCGACGACGACGCCUCGCAAACCGGACAGAUGCUCGCAGGUCUGCUCAACUGGCCCCAAGCCACAUACGCCAGCAAGCUCGAAUUCCCAUCGGGCAAGCCAGAGAAGGGUGCAGAGGCCCAAGUGACACGAGAAAUCGACGGCGGUCUCGGCAUCGUCAAGACCAAACUUCCCUUCGUCAUGACCACGGAUCUUCGACUCAACGAGCCACGCUACGCAUCGCUGCCCAACAUCAUGAAGGCCAAGAAGAAGCCGUUCAAGAAGUACUCGCUCAAGGAUCUGGGUCUGGAGGACCAGGUCAAGCCUCGACAGGAGAUUCUCAAGGUCGCCGAGCCUCCCAAGCGCGAGGGAGGUGCCAAGGUGGAGAACGUUGACGAGCUGAUCUCCAAGCUCAAGGAGGCCGGACGCAUCUGA